AUGCGUUUCACUAGCAUUUUCGCUGUUCUGGCCGCCUCGGUCGUCGCCGCUCAGUCUCAGUCUUCGGACGAAACCACCACCACUUUGACCCAGACCACUACCAAGACCAUCACCAUCACCAAGUGCAACCCGACCAACACCGCCUGCCCCCUGUACACCCCGACCUCGACGAUUCUGCCCACCAUCAACUCGACCACCACUACUUCGACAUCCCCAUCGUCGUCUUCGUCGUCCUCCUCGUCCUCGUCUCACUACUACCCGGCGUCCAACUCUACCACCUUCGCCGGCCCUACUGCUUCUGCUCCUUGGACCAAGUCAAGUGUUGUCCCCAUCAAGACCUCGGCCGGCUCUCCUGGCGCCCCCGCUGCUUCUGUCUCGACUGCUCCCAACGCUGGUUCUGGCAUUUAUGUCCAGAGCGGCCUGCUGGCGGCGGUUGUCGGUCUUGCCAUGGCUCUCAACUAA
Messenger RNA from Colletotrichum truncatum, 462 nucleotides. RefSeq lists its product as uncharacterized. The record is from RefSeq and is a predicted model, not a curated record. Lineage: Eukaryota; Fungi; Ascomycota; Sordariomycetes; Glomerellales; Glomerellaceae.